Messenger RNA from Rhodofomes roseus, 988 nucleotides. RefSeq lists its product as uncharacterized. The transcript has a single exon. Lineage: Eukaryota; Fungi; Basidiomycota; Agaricomycetes; Polyporales; Fomitopsidaceae. The record is from RefSeq and is a predicted model, not a curated record. The coding region runs from base 83 to 904 and encodes 273 amino acids.
UGUAGGAGGUAAUCCUCGCAGGCCAAAUGAUACAACGCUGACGUAGAUUAUGUAAUGAGGAGACACCAUAAAUGGGCAUGCUAUGGCAGCGCCUGCAGCUCUUGGCGUGCGUCGGCGACGACUGCGGCAGCGCCGCUCAGCGUACGGCCAUGGCGCGCAGAUUCAUGUUUCAACCGCAUCCUACAUGUUGAGUGCUUCAAACCUACCGACCAACGCAGCUCUGGUACGUCGUCUGGCUGCUCGCACGCCCCACCGACAGCCCUGGAGCCCCUACGCAUCGCAACCUGCGCGAAAUUGCACUCGGUCGUAUUCUCAAACACCUGGCCGACAAGGUCUUGCGCGCGGAGCUGAACAGGCGGAAGGAGCAGGAGGAGGAGAUGAAAAGUUUGACGCGUCUAGAGGGCCUCAUUCGCGCGAAAACGGACCUCGCUUGAGGCCUGGAGGACUCCCAACGUCGGGUUCGCCGGUCGUCGAUGCGGCGGCGACGGCUUUGAUUGGUCUCGGAGCCGGUACGUGUAUUUUUUCUCCUGGAAGUCGAGAUGCCCAUGGAAAUCCAAACCACGGUGAGAGGCAGGACCCCUAUUUAUUGGUGUGGAGGCCUGAUCCUGCCACCGGAGAGUAUGGUAUUUUUGUCCGGACGUAUGUGUCCAGAUAUGUCGAUCAGGCCUCAAACAGGAUUGUCCGCUGCUGUCCGGACGUACUAGCGGAUCGGUGUCCGGAUUGCAGGAUCAGGCCUCGCGGCGUCUCUCUGACUUGGAGGGCUGCGGAGAAAUUGGGGCGCAUGGAGCACCGUGACCCCGCGCUGGUCAUGGUUCACUCGUGUUCAGACACUGACCGCGUCGGAGGAGUACAGCAUCAGCUAUGCAGAACUCCCGUCGCGUCCUGGUGCCCGUUAACCCACUGAAUAUGCAUUCUCUUCGAAGAGGGCGAUGACACCCUCGUAGACGUGUAUGCUACAAUGGCAAGCAUACACUCAGCAUCAGAACUU